Messenger RNA from Cajanus cajan (pigeon pea), 444 nucleotides. Lineage: Eukaryota; Viridiplantae; Streptophyta; Magnoliopsida; Fabales; Fabaceae. The record is from RefSeq and is a predicted model, not a curated record.
AUGUUAGAAAAAACAUUCUCCACUUUUCAUGCAUCGAAUGUGCUCCUGCAGCAGCAAUAUCGAGAAAAAGGGUUUAAGAAAUAUGCUGAAUUAAUUUCGUGCCUCCUUCUGGCUGAGCAAAAUAAUGAGCUUUUAUUAAAAAAUCAUGAGGCUCGACCAAUUGGCUCUGCUCCAUUCCUAGAAGUGAAUGUUGCAACACAUGGUAAAGAAACUAGUGGUCAAGGCUAUGGUCACAACCGUGGAAAUAAUCAUGGUCGUGGUCGUGGCCGUGGUCAUGGUCGUGGUCGUGGUAGUAAAGGCGGUCGUGGUCACGAUUAUGAGGUAAAAAACAAUUUUUCACACCAGAAGUGGAAAAACAAUGGGAAAAAUAAGAAGGAAAUGGAUGGACAUGGUAACAAACACGAGGAAAACAAAUGUUAUCGUUGUGGUGCCAAGGGUCACUAA